Messenger RNA from Naumovozyma dairenensis CBS 421, 1134 nucleotides. RefSeq names its product bifunctional chorismate synthase/riboflavin reductase [NAD(P)H] ARO2 (gene ARO2). Lineage: Eukaryota; Fungi; Ascomycota; Saccharomycetes; Saccharomycetales; Saccharomycetaceae. The record is from RefSeq and is a predicted model, not a curated record. The transcript has a single exon. Bases 1 to 1134 code for a protein of 377 amino acids. Gene Ontology annotation, molecular function: chorismate synthase activity; FMN binding. Gene Ontology annotation, biological process: aromatic amino acid biosynthetic process; chorismate biosynthetic process. Gene Ontology annotation, cellular component: cytosol.
AUGUCUACCUUCGGUAAAUUAUUCAAAGUAACCACAUAUGGUGAAUCCCAUUGUAAAUCAGUCGGCUGCAUAGUGGACGGUGUGCCCCCAGGAAUGACCCUAACAGAAGCUGACAUCCAACCACAACUAACCAGAAGAAGACCAGGUCAAUCCAAACUUUCCACUCCAAGAAACGAAAAGGACAAAGUGGAAAUCCAAAGUGGUAUUGAAUUCAACAAAACUUUAGGAACUCCUAUCGCUAUGCUUAUCCGUAAUGAGGAUCAAAGACCAAAUGAUUACAACGAUAUAAUGAAUAAAUUCCCAAGGCCUUCUCAUGCUGAUUUCACUUACUCUGAAAAAUACGGCAUUCAAGCAUCAUCGGGUGGUGGGAGAGCAUCUGCAAGAGAAACUAUUGGGAGAGUCGCUGCAGGUGCUAUCGCUGAAAAAUUCUUGAAACAAGUCUCUAAUGUGGAGAUCGUGGGGUUUGUCACUCAAAUUGGUGAGAUUAAGAUGGAGAGAAAUCCAUUCGAUCCUAAUUUCCAACAUGUUUUGAACACCAUUACGAGAGAGAAAGUCGAUUCUAUGGGUCCUAUUAGAUGUCCUGAUGCUUCUGUUGCAGGAGAUAUGGUUAAGGAAAUUGAAAAAUAUAGAGGAAAUCAAGAUUCUAUUGGUGGUGUUGUCACUUGUGUCGUUAGAAAUUUACCUACUGGGUUGGGUGAACCUUGUUUUGAUAAAUUAGAAGCUAUGUUGGCUCAUGCUAUGCUGUCUAUUCCUGCUUCAAAGGGGUUCGAAAUUGGAUCUGGGUUUGCUGGUGUCUCUGUACCAGGUUCUAAACAUAAUGAUAUGUUUUAUUAUGAUGAGGAGCAAAAGAGAUUGAGAACAAAGACUAAUAACUCUGGAGGGAUCCAAGGUGGGAUCUCCAAUGGUGAAAACAUUUAUUUCUCCGUCCCAUUUAAGUCAGUGGCAACUAUUUCUCAAGAACAAAAGACCGCUACCUAUGAUGGUAAAGAAGGUGUAUUGGCUGCAAAGGGAAGACAUGACCCUGCUGUCACUCCAAGGGCUAUCCCUAUUGUCGAAGCCAUGACUGCUCUGGUAUUAGCUGACGCUCUUUUGAUUCAAAAAUCAAGAGAAUAUUCAAGAUCCAUUGUUAAUUAA